AUGUCUGUGUGUGAGGACAUGUUGCUGUGCAAUUACCGCAAGUGCCGUGUCAAGCUCUCAGGCUAUGCCUGGGUCACGGCUUGCUCACACGUCUUCUGUGACCAGCACGGCAGUGGGGAAUUCAGCCGUUCACCAGCAGUCUGUCCUGCCUGCAACAGUGCCCUCUCUGGCAAGCUAGACAUUGUCCGCACCGAGCUAAGUCCCUCUGAAGAACACAAGGCCAUGGUGUUGGCUGGACUUCGGCCAGAGACUGUGCUGGACAUCAGCUCCCGCGCACUCGCCUUCUGGACAUACCAGGUUCACCAGGAGCGCCUGUACCAGGAAUACACCUACAGCAAGGCUGAAGGACACCUGAAGCAGAUGGAGAAGGUGUACACCCAGCAGCUGCAGAGCAAGGACAUGGAACUGACCUCCAUGAAGAGCGAGGUCUCCUCCCUGAAGAAGGUGCUGGAGGAGUACAAGAAGAAGUUCAGCGAGCUCUCUGAGAAGCUCAUGGAGCGCAACCGCCAGUACCAGAAGCUCCAGGGCCUCUACGACAGCCUCCGUCUGCGCAACAUUGCCGUGGCUAAUCAGGAGGCUGCCCACGAGCCUCCCAUGAUGCCUCAGCCUGCUGUCUUUGGCUUCCCAUUGGGUAAUGCUGCCAGGUUCCCUGGGGAUGCCACACCGGUCCGGGGCAGGUGUGGGGAGGGAGACUUCCACUUCAAACCCUUCUUUGCCACAUCCCCACCUGCGGGUGAAUCCAGCAACAGCUUCUUCACCUUCGCCUCUCCCAGCAACGAGCUGGAGCCACAUCCUGGAGCUAGCAGGGCCUACAAGAUGAAGAGGAUGUAA
Molecule: messenger RNA, 831 nt
Organism: Terrapene triunguis (Three-toed box turtle)
Lineage: Eukaryota; Metazoa; Chordata; Testudines; Emydidae
Product: E3 ubiquitin-protein ligase CCNB1IP1-like
Exons: 3
Coding region: 1-831 (276 amino acids)
Biological process (GO): reciprocal meiotic recombination
Cellular component (GO): synaptonemal complex
Molecular function (GO): ubiquitin protein ligase activity
Source: RefSeq, a predicted model, not a curated record